Molecule: messenger RNA, 783 nt
Organism: Penaeus monodon (black tiger shrimp)
Lineage: Eukaryota; Metazoa; Arthropoda; Malacostraca; Decapoda; Penaeidae
Exons: 2
Coding region: 1-783 (260 amino acids)
Source: RefSeq, a predicted model, not a curated record
AUGGCUGACCUACCACGCUAUGGAGGUUUUGGAGGAGGAGGAUCAAGCUCUGGUUUUGGAGGAGGUUCAAGCUCUAGUUUGAAGUGGAGGUUCAGGGUUUGGAAGAGGACAUUCAGGAUCAGGGUUUUGGGAAUAAGUUCUAGCUCAGGAUUUGGAAGAGGAUCAGGCUCAGGGAUUGGAGGAGGAGGUUUCGGCUCAGGAGGAUGCGGUCCCGGACAGGUGUUCCACGCUGGUAGAUGUGUUACUCCACGCGAGAACCGUAAAGUCUACUUGUACAACGCACCACCUGCACCAUCAGUUCCCCACGGUCCUCCACCAUACAUCCCUGAGCCAACCAUUGAUACGAAUAUCGUGUUCAUCCAAACACCCGAAGAAGGUCCAGGACCAGAACCUAUCGUCAUACCUCCACCACAGACGCGAAGCGUUGUGUAUGUUCUUAACAAGCAGACACCAGAACAACAGGAUGUGAUCGAAGUCCCAGUACCACCAGCAACCAGUCCUGAAGUUUACUUCGUGAACUACGCUGACGGCGAGAACCCAGUUCUUCCAACUUCCCAAGGAGGCGGUCAAGUGAUUGGAGGAGGCGCCGGCGGCAGCGGUGGCGGCUUCGGCGGCAGUGGAGGAAGCGGUGGUUUUGUAAACAGCGGAGGCGUUGGUGGUGGUUUUGGAGGCAGUGGAGGAAGUGGUGGAUUUGGAGGCAGUGUUAUCAGUGGAGGAUUCGGAGGCGAUGGGGAUAGUGGGGAAAUCGUCGUCAGUGGAGGUGGCGGUGGUUUCAGCAUUUGA